GCGGGAGCGCGCACAGGCUCAGAGCGGAAAUGAAGCGGAUGUUACAGCAGCAGAUGAUCUGCGGAUUCACAGUGUCUGUUUCUCUGGGUGUUUGUCUGGGGUUGUGAUGGGGAAAUAUUUCAUCAGCGAGACAGACAUCAAGACCUCAUGGGAAUUUGUGUUGACAGCAUUCUGGCAAAGAUACCCAAACCCUUACAGCACUCACGUUCUGACGGAGGAUGUUGUUUUCCGUGAGGUGACAUCAGAUAACUGCCUUCUCUCCCGCCGGCUGCUCACAAAGACCAAUCGGCUCCCUCGGUGGGCGGAGUGCAUCUUCCCGGCGAACCUAUCAAGUUCUGUUUACAUCAUAGAAGAUUCUGUCAUUGAUCUCGACAACAGACGCUUCACCACACUGACCUGGAAUGUCAAUCAUGCUAAAUUAAUGCGUGUCGAGGAGCGCUGUGUGUUUUUCAGUGAUCAGAACAGACCCGCUUGGACUCGGCUGAACAGAGAGGCUUGGAUCUCAUCAGGAGUGUUCGGACUCUCCAGACCCAUCCAGGAGUUUGGUUUGGCCAGAUUGAGAAGUAAUCAGAUGAAGGCUAUGAAGGGUUUAGAACAUGCGCUAUCACAUCUACAGAGUAAGGCCUCAUGUUUGUGUAAAUCUGAACACACACGAGUGUUUAACACACCGACCUCUGAAAGAACUCCACCCAUUACUGUUUGAUCUCAAAAAUACGAC
Triplophysa rosa is the source of this 718-nucleotide messenger RNA. Its product is annotated as PRELI domain-containing protein 1, mitochondrial-like. Gene Ontology annotation, biological process: phospholipid transport. Bases 107 to 703 code for a protein of 198 amino acids. Gene Ontology annotation, cellular component: mitochondrial intermembrane space. The transcript is spliced from 5 exons. The record is from RefSeq and is a predicted model, not a curated record. Gene Ontology annotation, molecular function: phosphatidic acid transfer activity. NCBI's taxonomy places the organism in Eukaryota, Metazoa, Chordata, Actinopteri, Cypriniformes, Nemacheilidae.